GGCAAAAAUCGAAACAAUAUUUUUCGAAGAUCCUAAAUCGAGAAUGGCAAAGUACGCUUUCUUCUAAAAUGAUCUACGCCGCAUGCCCAUCUUUUCCUUUUUUCAAGAUCUUUGUACUAGCAGAGUUUAGUCGAUCCUUUGUGCCCCUCUUGCAUUCGAUUUGUCCCUGAUCUUGAUUUUGCACCUUUGAUCAUUAGUCACACUGGCGAAAUACCGAGAAAGAAAAGAGACAAAGUUCAUUAUCCUAAAAGAAUUCGAUGAAGCAAAGUCUCUCUUCAGAAGCGCCGUCUCUCUUCAACUGCAACUGAAAGAGGUACAUGAUAGGGAGAUUCUUUAGCCUAUCGAUCAGCAGAAAAGUUAUCAUCUUCCACAACCAAAACUAAGUAGGCUUCUUUUAUGAUCCAUCUGCAUUUUCUGCCCACCAGGCGGGGAAAUAGGGGAUUUUUUUUGUAAUUCAUCGUUGACCGUACGAACGUGUAGUUGCAUUCUGGUAUGAAUUGUUGAAAUCGUUUUCUUAUAUCUUGCUCAGCAAUAGCUGAUGCUAAUUAAAGACAGAGGGCAAAGGCAUAGGUGUUUUCAAGUAGUCAGAGCUUGAUAAAUCAUAGUUGCAGAACUCACUGAAGACGACCGGGAAGAUUCAUUUAGUGGCAGAACUUCCGCCAGUUUAUUUGCAUUUGCAUGUUGCUUCUUUACCUUUACUUAUACAUAGCGUAACUUUUUACAAUCAUGAUAUCCAAACAUAUCACGAGGUCAGGGCAGCACCCUAUCCUACUUAUUCUAAUUUAAGAUAACUCAACAAAAGUUGAAGGACAAAAUUGUUUUCGAAUUCACUCUUCUACUUCUAGAAGUAACAAAACGAGGAUGACAAUCGCACUCGCAGCGCCUCAAGCAGACUUAGAGUCUGUGCUUCUUGCGAUCGGCGGCGAGGAGAAGACUCGUAGUCAGCGCAAGAAGGAAAAGCUGAGACUCAAAAAGCACAUGGAGCAGCAAGAGCUACGUAUGCAGAGACAGGGGACCACAAGGACGAUGGAGACACCAGCUACGGAUUCAUCAAGUACCUCAACUACCACAGCGAUUGUUUCAGCGCCAUCCGCGCCAUCGACGAAAUCGACUUCCGCUUGUUCAACAUCUAGUAGUAGUACUGCAACUUCUACUGGUCGUGCCUUUAAGAUGAAUAAUACUGGUGUAAACAUGAGCAUGAACAACAAGAUUGGAGGAAACGCCUGCACGAAAAUGGCACGGGCUCCAAGGACCAGCAUUACAGAGGAGGACUUGACUUCUUUGAUACCGGAUUUGAAGGCGCAAAAAUCCCAAAGAACUAGAGAAUGUUGUGGCCGAUCAAGUCGGUACUUCCACGUCGACGAUGAGGAGACGCGGUCACCUUCCUCAUCUUCCUCAACAACCUGUGCUUCAUCUGGCGGAAAGAAGGAAGGGAUUUUUCUCAGUGCAAGACGAGACGACCUGAGCACUGGUUCUCCGGCAACAUCUUCAUCAGCUUCUUCCUGUAAAACGACAUCAAGUUGUAGUAGCUCGUCCUCAACAACAAUAUUAAAUAAAGUUACAAUAACAGGGACCACUACUUCCUCUUCUUCCUCCAGCUCUGCAAUCAGACCCCGCCCUACAGCGAUACACAGCGACUUUCACGACCAAGUGUCUCUCCUCGAGCUAGCAGAGAUCCCCAGGGCAACUCUAGCAUCAAGACAAGCCUCCGUUAUAGACCCAGAAAAAGACCUUCUAGACGAGCUGCGAUCUUCUCCCCAUGGUGCAAUGGCGGCAACUAGCGUAGUCUUUCGGAAAUUUGAAGGCGCAGUGAAACCCACCGAACUCGUGGAGCAGGUAUCAUCUAAGUGUGAGAAACUAGAAAUACAAUGCACUACUUCGUAUUUUUCCCUUCACAACUAUAGUGCACUAGUUCUUCUUCAUCUUGUUACUACAACUUGUAUCUAAGGCUAAACUGUGACGAGGGAGAUGAAACUCUACUCCUACCCUACUGUGGUACAGGAGCCUCUAGUUGUACUAGGAGUGCCAGUUAUUCUGAAUGUAGUUUCGCAUUUGUUUUUUAAACAUUGCGCAGAUUUGGGAAGCUGAAUUGCAACGACGGGCUUGUGUUGCGCGGGGAGCGAGUGAGGAAGAGGGGAUAUCGCUACCACUUCUACCAUCGCAGGCGACGACACAGGACGCAGCCUCAAAAACACCGAAGGGAGCAUCAACACCAGGCGGAACUAAGUCAACGAAGAAAAAAGCAAAAGAGAUCACGGUACAAAAAUGAAGAAAUCAAUUAAGUGUUCCUUCUACUUCUUGUGUCCGUCGAUGAUCCUUCCUCAGCACACUGACGUUCUUGAAAUUGAGAUAAGCUUAAGUAAAAGUAAUCUACUAGUAUCCAUCAACCGCAUCAUUUUCUUGACAACAUUUUCAUUUUUCGUGACAUAUUGUUACGACACCAAAACCAAAUACAGGUAACUUUUCAUUCAGAGGUGAGAGCGAACGUCCCACAGGCAACACCAGAGAUGCAGAAGUUAGUAGAACAAGCUAAGGACUUGUUCGCUGAAGAAUUUGAGGAGGAGUUUGCUUCUCAAGUAUCAAAAAAAGGCGGCUACAGACUCACGCUGAUGGCAGAUGAAGCGGGUAAUAUUUUUCUACUUGCUGUUCAGUUGCUUCGUGUCAGAGAUCUUGAUCAAUCUCACUACAGCGUAGCACUGGUGUGAUGGUUUAGACGAUCACAAGAGCUACAUAUUCGAUCAUGCUUUCUGACGAAAUUAAGCAUAGGCAACAACAUAUUAUUUGCUAUGAUUCAUUGCUCCUUCAUCUCCCCACUUAAUUGCUAGACGAUGCAUUUCCCCUUUUCCGUUCCAGGUGACCUAUGCAGCUUUAUUAUGUACAAGACGAACCCCAGCGAGAAGUGCUUGUCUAUCGCGCACGUGGCGGUCCCUUCUACCAAGAGGCGACUGGGCUAUGGCCGACGAAUCAUGAGGUGGCUGAUUCAAUAUGCGAAGAAACAGCCUCGUUCACAGAUUGCAUUUUUAGCCCUCUCCUCUAUGCCAGGGAGCAUUAAAUUCCACCAGAGUCUGGGUUUCAAGAAGAGCGGCAACAAGUUGACGAAGAAAGAAGAUGAACCAGUGAAGGAAAAAGAUAUUGAAUACGCAGAAGGACAAGUCUACAUGACUUAUCCAAUCAAAGGAGGGAAGCGCUAA
This is a messenger RNA of Amoebophrya sp. A25, 3191 nucleotides long. Lineage: Eukaryota; Dinophyceae; Syndiniales; Amoebophryaceae. The record is from the annotation of a GenBank genome assembly.